Messenger RNA from Linum trigynum, 1018 nucleotides. NCBI's taxonomy places the organism in Eukaryota, Viridiplantae, Streptophyta, Magnoliopsida, Malpighiales, Linaceae. The record is from the annotation of a GenBank genome assembly.
CUUGCUGUACAUAAUUCACACACACAUAACACUCAUUUAAUUAUCAUUCUCAAUGAUCAAUUAUCUAAUCCAUAAUGAACGAAAAAAAGUAGUUGUCAACAAGUACAAGUACAAGCCAUUUCUCUAACAACAAGUACAAGCAUGUCCUGCUGUCCACAAGUACAAGUACAAGCCAUUUCUCUAACAACAAGCAUGUCCUGUUGUCCAUAAGUACAAGCCAUUUCAUUAACAAUUUAACAUGAUACACUUUCAUAGUUACAUUUUCAUGUGCAUCUGAAACCGAAGGCUGCCAUGCCUGCCCACAAAAGAAGGCUCACUAUCCAUUUCAUGAUCAUCUAAAUUAAAACUAUGAAUUAUCCAUCACAAAUUUAAAACAAGUCUGAACUGUGAAGUCACAACUCACAUCAGAUUGAUCAGAGGGGAUGAACAGCGGUGGCUGCUGGCUGUUCAUGGACUGGUCAGCAGAGGAACAGCGGCGGGGGACUAUGGCUGGCGAUGGAGGAACGUCGGCGAAGGACUGUGGCUGGCGGCGAGUCGGGAAUCUGGUCGGGGAGGAGAUGGCGGAGCAGCAGGGGCGCGGGUCAGGGAAGGAGAUGGCGGAGAGCGGCAGCGUCGCUCUCGUGCUCCGCUGGGGCCACCUGGGAGUGGGAAGAAGAGAGAACGAGAUGGACUGAUGGAGGGGGAGAGAUUCGGCCUUCAGGGCAUACGGCAGGGAGGAGUCAAGGCAGGCGGCGGGCAGAGAGCUCGUGUCUUCGCGAUGCAGAGAAGAGAAGGGAAGGGGUUAGGGGUGGCUUCGAUUAGGGUUUGGUCUUAGGAAGUGGUGCAACGUCGUUUUACGAGAAUGAGGGGGUUAGAUGUGUCGGUUAGUCGGUUAACCAAUCAUCUAACCCCGCUACCGAACACCGCCCGCCAACGUUUAUUUCGGUUAGUUGGUUAGCAUGUAACUGUCGUUUAUCGGUUUAACCGGUCGGUUAACCAGCAACCGAACCUCCAACCCUAAUAGAACAUUCUGAGUUUA